Messenger RNA from Exserohilum turcica Et28A, 1434 nucleotides. RefSeq lists its product as uncharacterized. The transcript has a single exon. The coding region runs from base 1 to 1434 and encodes 477 amino acids. The record is from RefSeq and is a predicted model, not a curated record. Lineage: Eukaryota; Fungi; Ascomycota; Dothideomycetes; Pleosporales; Pleosporaceae. Gene Ontology annotation, molecular function: protein binding.
AUGGCCGUCCUAACGGAUCUACCUAUUGAACUCUUGGAGCAAAUAUACCACGCCCUUGGGAGCAUCGACGACGUCCACCACUUGGCGCGGGCUUGCAAGAAGACCCACCAUGUCAUUUCUCGGCGGCGCAUCUAUCUCGAUAUCAUGCGGUCCAUUAUCCACUUCUCGCCGCAGCACCGAUACGACUACCAGCUGUGCAAGAUGCUGGAUUUCCACCAGAGGAUUGUCACGCACGUCACGCAACACAGAACCUGGCUACCGGUCUCCCAGCCUUCAGCGGUGCACGUGAAUGUGUGGGAAGCUACACUGGCGCAGGCUGUGGGCGCAAACCGUCGACUACACGGCUGGUCAGACAGAACAAUAUGCGAGAUUCUGGCACGGUAUCAGGGUCUGCGUGUGCUUGAGGACAUGUGGUUGGCGCGGCAGCUGGAGGCAGGGGAUUACCUGUGUGUGGAAGAUACGUUGAAUGCGCAGACGCUCGCCAACAAAUACCAUACGCUCGUUGCACGCAGUGAGCCGGGGCAGGACACACGGCUACCAAGGCGAUGUCCGGAUACUCCGCAUACCCAGCACUACAAUCGGUUGAACGCAGAGCAGAGAGGGCGGUUCCACGCAGCUGUCGUGUGUGUGUGGCUCUACACGGAAAUCCGCUGGGCCAUGAUCUGGUUUGCUCAGCCGACGGGAUUCAACGUGCUGCUCCGCAUUCUGGAGUACUGCAAGGCGGAGAUUGCACUGCAUCAAAAGACUCCCGUACUUGAUAGGCUGGAUCAGGGUGCCGUUUUCAGCUUCAUGUACCACCAUUUGCUCCCACUGCAUAUCAGCUUCUUGGCCGACCAAGAGUCGUCGAAGCUGCCAUUGACAUUCGACUCGGACUUUGAUAAUGGCAAUGGCCAUUGUCACCGGAUGUUCCAGGUCUGCCUCAUGGCAGGGCAGGUCUACUUGCAGCCGCCAGACUUGAUCGACCUCGCGGUACGCUCCAAGCUCAGCCGCAAGCCGCCUUACCCGCGAAUGACGAUGCCCGCGUCGAGCGAGAGAUGGCGCACCCCGUUACCCAGCCAGGUUCCACCCAACAUCCGACUCUGGGACAACGGCCAGAAGCGGCUGCUGCUCCAAGUUUCGCUUUCGCAGCUCCGAGCCAUGGAUCAAGCUUCUUUCCACCAGAGCAGGUACUGCAUGAGUGAGCUGCGGGUUUACCAGCAGCUUCCUGAUUACUUUCUCCUGACCAUGACCGACUACGCAAAGUAUUUUUUUAUCGAUCAAGCGCUGGUGGAGUUUGAAAGGUAUGAAUCGGACAGGGAAGGCUUGGAAGACAUCAGGGUGGCAUUCCGCAUGCAGUGGACUGGAACCCAGUGGACUAUCUGGUGGUGGGCCAAUAGUGAGGAGAAGGCGAGGAUGAAGCUGGAGAGGUGGCGGUGGCCCGAGGGCAUGGAGUGA